Phoenix dactylifera (date palm) is the source of this 2125-nucleotide messenger RNA. Its product is annotated as GDSL esterase/lipase WDL1-like. The record is from RefSeq and is a predicted model, not a curated record. Lineage: Eukaryota; Viridiplantae; Streptophyta; Magnoliopsida; Arecales; Arecaceae. Gene Ontology annotation, molecular function: hydrolase activity, acting on ester bonds.
UGUACAUUCACACGGUUGAGAUCAUUCAUUAUGUACAUUCACACGCGCGCGCGCGCGCGCACAGGGAGAGUAGAUAAAAGAGGUUAGAAAGAGGAGGAGAAAGGAGUAUCGAGGAGGAGGGAUGGUCGGGCCAUUGCGACCGGUGUUCGUUCUUUUUGGCUCCUCCAUCGUCCAGUACAGCUUUAGCAACGGGGGAUGGGGAGCUAUCCUCGCCGACGUAUACGCCCGCAAGGCCGAUAUUUUGCUGCGAGGGUAUACUGGUUGGAACUCAAGACGUGCUCUACAAGUGGUUGACAAAAUCUUCCCGAAGGAUGCAGCUGUGCAACCUUCAUUGAUAAUAGUUUACUUUGGUGGCAAUGACUCAAUUGGACCUCACCCAUCUGGCCUAGGUCCUCAUGUGCCACUUCCAGAAUACACCGAAAACAUGAGUAGGAUUGCAGAUCAUCUUAAGAGCCUAUCUGAAAAGACACGCAUUAUUUUCCUCACUUGUCCUCCGAUCAAUGAGGAACUGCUUCGUCAGUCAACAAGUGCCGCUCUAAGUGAGAUAGUGCGAACAAACGAAACCUGCCAAAGAUACUCAGAAGCUUGUAUAAAACUGUGCAACGAUAUGGAUGUGAAGGCUAUUGAUCUUUGGACUGCAAUACAGAAGCAGGAUGACUGGGCUAAUAUUUGCUUUACUGAUGGGAUUCACUUGUCCUCUGCAGGGAGCAGGAUAGUAGCGGAAGAGAUACUAAAGGUCCUCAAAGAAGCUGAGUGGGAGCCUUCUUUACAUUGGAAGUCCCUGCCAACCGAGUUUGGAGAGGAUUCACCAUAUGAUCUGCAGCGAGUUGAGCCCUCAAGAAAAAGGAAAAGUUAACGAGGGUCUAGAGGAUACGUCAUAAAAAUCAGGACUAGCAAGGCGAGAGAGGUUUGCAUGAAAAUCCGCUUGCAUGCUCCCUUCCCUGAAGAUGUGAGAAGCAUAGAAAUAGAUGGACGAAGGCUCGACGUGCCAGAUACGAACUACUUGGCCAUCCUUCUGAUUUUAAAAAUGUGCUUGAGGUGCAUCUGAUCGCCCUGGAUGUGCUUGAGGUGCAUCCGAUCAUCCUGGAACGAGGCAUCCAUGAAAUGGUGCAUAUCAAUGUGUGACUGGGAUGGUAAACACGCACUACUAUAGAUCUAUCCUAUCAUGCCUCAAAACCGGCUGGCGCGCGAUGCAGCCGCACAUUACAUAGGAUAUAAUCCUAUAAAAUAUGCCAGACCUACCGAAUGAUCAAAAUGCCAACGAUUUUAAUCGCCAUUUUCAAGAAUGAAACAAAAUCAUCCACUAUUUCUCUUUGGAAAAUAUAAUCACAAGGCCCCAACAUCCGAUCGUAUCCGAAAUGUUCUAAAUCUUCUCCACCUCUCAUUAGCAAAUUCCAAGCUUCAGCACUAAGCAUUUUGUGGCUCGGACGAAAACAAAAAAAACAAAAAAAAGAAAAAGAAGAAGAAAUGGCAUGAGCUAACGACUCGGUCGCAUGAUAAUUUCUCACAAUAAUAGUUCAUUGCCAUCGGUUUACGAUCAUUUCGUAGAUUCCAUAAGUAUCCCAAGAGUACUCCAUAAAUUAUUUAUUUUUUUGACUCUGUAUUAGCCACAAUCACAUUUCUCACCCAUAACAAGCUAAUUGAUAGUGCCAUAUUUUUCGCCCAUGACAAAACAAUUGAUAGUCCUAUAUUCUUGCCAAUGGCGAAGCUAUCCAUAAUGUCACGCUUCGACUUAUGUCGGGUAGUCCACAAUAACAUUGUUAAUUAAGAGCCUUCAUCCAUCCAUUCAUUUUAGUAAUAAUAUUAAUUAUGUUAAGUUAUUUUCAAUUUUGGACUAGAUUAUGAUCACACUUUCCAUCAUGAUGAAGCAAUCAGUAAUAUCACAUAUCUUUUUCAAAUAAAUGCAUUUUCUUGUUUUAUAAAUGUCUACAUACAUGUAUAAACAUGUGUCUGGUUGCGCGCGCGCGCGCUUGUGAUUAUCUUCUUUUGGGCAUUGCUUAAUCAAAUAGGUUUGCAAGUUGUCCCAUGUGCAUUAAACAUGCCAAAGACCGCGGGCAUUGCUUAAUCAAUAUAUAACCCUGUCAUGCCGAAACAUCACGGGCCCGCACUCCUUCCGCAUAUUCAU